Molecule: messenger RNA, 6665 nt
Organism: Nasonia vitripennis (jewel wasp)
Lineage: Eukaryota; Metazoa; Arthropoda; Insecta; Hymenoptera; Pteromalidae
Gene: ptc
Product: patched
Exons: 11
Coding region: 1036-4968 (1310 amino acids)
Biological process (GO): smoothened signaling pathway
Cellular component (GO): plasma membrane
Molecular function (GO): hedgehog receptor activity; hedgehog family protein binding; smoothened binding
Source: RefSeq, a predicted model, not a curated record
AAUUUCGUGAAAUAAAAGACAGUCGUCAGAGCACAACCUACCUCCUUCCUGCAGGGCUCUCUCGCAUGGCGUGUAAUUACUCGGCGCCAUAAGAGUAUAGUUUUCAUUGAACCUGCGCCGCUCGCUCGUGCCAUUUUCCUCGGAUCCGAGUGAAAACGCCGCUGCAGCUGUUAACCGGAUGAUCCAGGUUAAUUGGCGCGCGCGCGUUCCGAAGAGUUGAAGAAGAAGAAAAAAGAAGAAAAUUGGUCCCGCUUAUCUGCAUGGCGUCUUUGUUUUCUCUCGGUCUCGCUCUCUCUCUCUCUUCCUUCCUCGAGCUGCUGCUGCUGCUGCUGCUGCUGCUGCAUGGCCCGUGUUUUCGGGGCCCCGGUGGUAUACGUGAGCGGGGCGCGCGGGGUCAGGGGAGAGGAGAUCGCGCGUGUGGUCCUCCGUCGGGCCCUCGUAUCCUAGCAACGCGCGCGCGACGCCGACAGUGCUGUAUCCACGGGUAGCCCCGAGAAGAAGAAUCCGUGGGCCCGUCGGGCUCGAGGGUGUACUGAACCGGGCUCGCGAGAGGAGCCGGCACUGUCGGAGCGGCGCUGCUGCCGCCGCGAACUAUAGGCAGUGUACAGUGCGCGGUGGUGGGGGAAGAGCAGCAGCACCGCGGCGGCCCGCGGCACUGGUGGACUCGCGAGCCGCCGAGGCAUUCUGGCAUUCUCUCAUCACUCAGUGCAGAGCCGAACUGCAAGCAGUGCGCAACGCGCGCACCGGAGCGUUCAUCUUACUUCUUCUUCUCUUCUCUUCUCCUGGUGAAGGGAGCAGAGGACAACACUCUAUACUCUGGGAUUUAUCCGUCACGUGCGUGCGCGUAUGUAAUUCACAACAGCGUACGAGCAGUAUUUAGUACAUCGCAGAGGGAGAGCGAGAGAAGGUUAUAAUUCUCUGCAGCUUGAGUGCGUGUGUGCGGUUGUAUGGUAUAUUGUAUACCUGGUAUACUGGUGGCGGCAGUGACAAGUCCGCUUGGUUAAAAGUCCCCGCCGGGCCAAUGCACGAGGAAUCAUGGUCGCUGCGUCCGGCCCUACAGGGAUCCUAGCGGGACGCCCCUCCGCCUCUCCGACCACCGAGUGCCUGGAGGUGAACGUUGCCAGCACCAGCAGCAGCAACAAGAAGCAUCAGCAGAAGCAGGAAACUAGGACUAAGAAGAACGGAAAUGGCCCGAAGCACAGGCACGAGACCGACCUGUACAUCAGGCCCAGCUGGACCGACGCCGCGCUCGCUCUCGAUCAGAUCGAGAAGGGCAAGGCCGAUGGACAGAAGUGGGCGGUGUGGGUCAGAGCGCGCCUGCAGGACCAGCUGUGCCAAUUAGGCUACUUCCUCUACAGGAACGCGGGCAAGGUCCUCUUCGUGGCGAUCUGCGUGCUGGCGGCCAUCAGCUUGGGCUUGAGGGCCGUGCAAUUCCACACCAAGGUCGACCAACUAUGGAUUCAGGAGGGCGGCAGACUCGAGAACGAGCUCAGGUACAUCGCAGACACGGUUGGAGAGACCCCGGCCUCGACGCACCAGCUCGUCAUCCAGGCGCCCAAGCAUCACGGGGCCAAUAUCCUCCACACGGCCGCGCUCAAGGAACAUCUCGCGGUGCUCAGGAAUGCCACUCAGGUCACCGUCAGUCUCUUCGACACCUCCUGGACGCUCAAAGACCUGUGCUACAAGCCCAGCAUACCGAUGUUCGAGAAUAGCAUGACCGAGAAGAUUUUCGAUAACAUCAUUCCCUGCGCCAUCAUCACACCCCUCGAUUGCUUCUGGGAAGGCAGCAAAAUGCUCGGGGCCCAUGUUGCCUAUGUACCGAGCCACAUAUGGAACGAGCCGCUCAAGUGGACGAGCCUGAACCCCACGCUCAUGCUCGAGGAGAUGAAGAAGCGCUUCGCCCAGUACAGUUUCUCCUACAAGAUCCUCGAGGACUACAUGAAGCGAGCGGGUAUCACUAACGGCUACCUGGACAAGCCCUGUCUGGAUCCUCGGGAUCCCGAGUGCCCGGAAAGCGCGCCCAACAAGCACAGUCUGCAGGUGCCGGACAUCGGAGCCGAGCUGACGGGCGGAUGCUACGGCUUCGCCGCCAAGUUCAUGCACUGGCCCGAGGAGUUGCUCGUCGGUGGCGCCAAGCAUAAUAAGACCGGUCAGCUGACCCGUGCUGCCGCCCUCCAGACCGUCAUCCAGAUCAUGGGUGAACGCGAGUUCUACGACUACUAUGCCAGGGUCGAUACCGACAAGGUCAAGUACACUGACUGGACCCAGGAGAAGGCCACGCAGGUCCUCGAGACCUGGCAGCGGGAAUUCACCAAGCAGGUCAAGCUGCAGCAAAAUACUACCGACUCCCGGCCGUACAAUCUCUUUGCCUUCAGUACUACCAGUAUGAACGACAUCCUCGGAAAGUACAGCGAGCUGUCCUUCGUCAGGAUUAUCGUUGGCUCUGGCCUCAUGUUCCUCUACGCAGGAGUGGUGCUGAUCCGCUGGAAUGACCGAGUCAAGUCCCAGUCGGGUAUCGGCAUUGCUGGUGUCAUGUUGGUUAUCGCGUCGCUUGCAGCUGGACUGGGCUUUUGCGCCCUUCUCGGCAUUCCCUUCAAUGCCACCAGCACUCAAAUCGUGCCAUUCCUGAUCCUUGGUCUCGGAAUCCACGACAUGUUCCUGCUGACGCACACCUACGCCGAGCUCUCGGUCUAUGAUUUGCCGAGAAACCAACAGACCGGCGUCGUCCUCAAGCGCGCCGGACUUUCAAUUCUUUUGACGGGGCUCUGCAACGUCGUUUCCUUCUUUGCUGCAGCCAUCAUCCCGAUACCGGCGCUGCGCGUCUUUUCCCUGCAAGCAGCUGUCCUGUUACUCUUUAACCUGGGUGCCAUGCUGCUCAUUUUCCCGGCAAUGAUUAGUCUCGAUCUGCGCCGUCGACGAGCCGGAUUGUACGACAUUAUGUGCUGUGUGCGAGCCAAUGACUCUGAGUCCCAAGAGGCCUGCACCCAGGUGCAUUCCAGAUGCAAACUAGCAUCAAUCAACAAUAACGAGAGCUUUGCUGGAGAAGAAGAGACCCUCACUGGGUUUAGUUCUAACGACUGCUACAGCUUCUCGCCAACCCAACUUGUGGCCAAGCAUUACGCCAAGUUCGUAACGCGACCAUUCACUAAAGUGAUCGGCGUCAUGCUGCUCGCUGCUCUGCUUACUGCCAGCACCUGGCAGGCCUUGCGUCUCGAUGACGGACUCGACCUCGCGGACCUCGUGCCUCUGAGAUCAGAUGAGCACGCCUUCCUCUCUGCGCAGACUAAACACUUUGGCUUCUACAACAUGUUCGCCAUAACGGGCCGAGACUUUGAGUAUCCCAACAAUCAAAAGCUACUUCUCGAUUAUCACGAAUCAUUCAUGCGCAUUAAGAACGUGAUCAAGAAUGACGAUGGAGGUCUUCCGGAAUUCUGGCUUACCAUUUUCCGCGACUGGUUGCGAAAUCUUCAAGAAUCUUUCGACCGCGACUACAAGAACAACUGUCUCAAUGCUGAGGGCUGGUUCAGGAAUGCUAGCGACGAAGGCAUAUUAGCUUACAAGCUACUUGCGCAAACUGGACACGUAGACAACCCAAUUGACAAGUCCCUUAUCACGCAGGUUCGCCUAGUCAAUUCGGAAGGUAUUAUCAAUCCCAGAGCGUUCUACAAUUAUUUGAGCGCUUGGGCCACGAACGACGCUUUUGCGUAUGGUGCCUCUCAAGCCAACCUUCGUCCCCAGCCCCGACAGUGGUUCUAUGGCGAUGACGAAGAACUGAAAAUUCCCAAGAGCAUGCCAAUCACCUACGCCCAGAUGCCGUUCUACUUGCACAAGCUCACCGAAACCGCUGAUAUCACUGAACUUAUUACCAGUGUGCGCCAGCUCUGCCGUAAAUUCGAAGAGAAAGGUUUGCCCAACUUUCCCUCCGGGAUACCCUUCAUCUUCUGGGAACAGUAUAUGGAUCUGAGAAGCUGUCUGGGUAUCGCCCUCCUGGUUGCACUCAUUGCCAGUAUAAUCGUUGUGGGUAUACUCUUGCUGAAUGCCUGGGCAGCGAUUCUCGUCGGCGCUGUGCUAGCUGGAGUCGUGCUUCAGUUAUUGGGGAUCAUGGGCCUCUGCGGUAUCAAGCUAAGCGCGGUACCUGCCGUGCUCUUGGUCGUCAGCGUCGGUAUCUCUGUACACUUUACUGUCCACAUAUGCUUGAGCUUCGUAACGUGCGUAGGCAGUCGGGACCGAAGAGUCCGUCUCGCAUUGGAACACAUGUACGCGCCAGUCGUUCACGGUGCUCUUACCACCCUCCUGGCCGUUCUCAUGUUAGCCUUCUCAGAGUUUGAGUUCAUCGUCCGUUACUUCUUUUUGGUGUUGGUUUGCCUGAUUGGAGUAGGACUUGUCAACGGCCUGUUCUUUUUCCCGAUCCUUCUUUCCCUCAUAGGCCCGUCGGCCGAAGUCAUACCGAACGAACAUCCCGACCGUAUAUCAACCCCAACGCCACCAUCUUCGCCCAUUGUACGACGGUCAUCGUCCAAGCCACCCGCACCGCCUAGAAGACCACACAAGAUUGAGAACGCAAGACUGCAUGCCGAGCCGUCCCUCACGACCAUUACGGAAGAGCCGAACUCGUGGCACAGCCAGCAGGAGUCCUGCAUCAUUGUGCAGCCCGAAGUCAAGGUCGAGACCUCAACGUGUGGCAACCAGAACUGCAGUGGAUCAGACACAAGUUGCUCUAGUCGGACGUCUCCAGUUCCACCACCGUCACACAUCACUACUAAAGUCACUGCCACUCUCACCGCCAAGGUCGAGGUUCACACGCCACUAACCAUUGUAGGUGGAGUCGAGCGCAGUAAGAAAUGCCGACACAGUAGCUCCAGCAGCAGGCGAAGCUCGCGUUGCAGUACUUCGGUUAAUACGACCGAGUCUUCCGGUUCGAGUUCUGAACCGGAUUCUGAUACGAACACGAACAGCAAACGCAAGUAAAAGGAAGAUUGCGCAGCAAAACGACCGGCAGCUGCUACUUACAUAUCGCGCAAAGCGGGAACACCCAGAAGGCUGACUAGGUUAUAGUUAAAAAAAAAAACAUUUUAAUGCUUUCUCGAGUAACUUGCGCGUACUUUUACCAACGCAUCUUACUUGAACGAUACAAACGUUCUUACUUUAGCUGAGAACUUACGACUGAAAUAAUAUAACGGAAAUUCGAGUUUUUUAAUUGCAUCAUAUAUUAAUUAUUAUUAUAGUUUAUAAUAUGUUACCUGUACUUACUGUUGGCAUUUAAAAAUUUCUCUUACGACGGGAGAGAAUAAUCGAUAAGCCGGUUGCAAUAUUAAAUUAUGUUACGAGAAAAACUCGAGUUUUCUCCUUCUCUCUAUUUUUUUCUUUUUUUUUUUAUAACAAAUUUUAUACACGAACGAAAAUGUCUAGUUGAUCGACAAAAAGUAUUACGUGACUAGGAAUAAAUUUGUCAAUUCAAGAUGGUUAAAUGAUUUCGUGUUCGAUAGUCAUCUUGGAUAGCUAGAAAAAUAGCCGGCCAAAUCCAAGUUCCUGAAUUUUUUAAAUCGUGCAUGGUCCAUAAAGUGGCCAAUGUUUGAACGCAUUUGACAUUGAGGUUGUCUCAAUUUUUGUACAUAGUUUUUUUAUCGCGAAUCGCGAAGGAGUGGUGCGAAACUAGUUCAAUUUGUUACCAAUGGCAGUGUGAGAUUUACUUGAAACUCCCAGCUUAACAUCUAUGGUAGAUUCCAAAUAAAAAAGAUCGAUCGAUUUUUUAAAAGCGAAGAAUCGUCAAGUUCGAGCACCAUAUUUAUUUUUUGCCAACAAUAAUCAAUGUGCAGUGUGUGAGUGAAUGAUUCCAGAGAUACGAAUCUUGAUCUAUUUAUUAUUUAUUUUAGUUCUUUAUAUAACUAUUUUGAAUUGUGAGGAAAGUUUUAAUUGUGCUACACUGUCGGAUGCUUGAAUUGCGUUUCUCACAAUUCAGGAUGCCGUUCUCUAAAUACCACGAGUAUUUAAAAAAAAAUCAUCAUCCUGUAAAAUCUCAGUUUUGCGCUUGGGGCGACUUAUUGUAAAAAGUUUGAAUUAUUUAUGUUGUACCCAUAAAAAUAUCUUAGAGUAAUGUUGAUGGAUUAUUUAACAAAAUGAAUAUCGGAUCAGGUGUGGCCAACCGCGCAUUUAGGCACACCUGAGAAUGUAUAAAUAUGUAAUGUAAUAUAUUCACCUAUAUAGAUAGAUAUAUAAUACGCAUAGUACGAUGUAAAAUGUGCAUUUUUGUAUGACAAACAAAUUACUCGUUUCUAUUUUAACAAACUCGAUUAAAAAAAAUUGUAAAUCGGAUAAGAAAAGUUGAUGUAAUGUCAAGUCAUUUUUGUAUACAAUCCUUAGUAUGUAAGUGCGAUAUUUAACGAGAAGAAAGUCCUAUACGAUAAGACUAAUCAUAGAAUCGCUAUGAUAAUGUAUAUGAAGAAAGCGUUGCGUCGAAAUAAUAAAAUUAGGGGAAAAUAGUCAAUUAUUCCUCAGCCAAGUGCACUCCGCCUAAAUUAAGACUAAAAACUAUAAAUGAAAUUCUAUAUGCGCCAAACGUACGGAUCAACUUUUAUUCCUAACGCUUAUGGCCGUAUUUCUCUUUUGUACAUAAAUAAAAUGACGUUGUAAUAAAUGUAACGUACAAUUUAUAUUAAAACAAAAAA